Molecule: messenger RNA, 1707 nt
Organism: Sipha flava (yellow sugarcane aphid)
Lineage: Eukaryota; Metazoa; Arthropoda; Insecta; Hemiptera; Aphididae
Exons: 3
Coding region: 244-1230 (328 amino acids)
Source: RefSeq, a predicted model, not a curated record
GCGCGCUACAAGUGUGUCGCCCUCCCGUGCGUACGUACCCGUACCUAUCCGGGCGCGACGGGACGUACAACUCGCAGCACACCGCGACGGUGCAUCGCCGCCACCGCCGUCGUCGUCGCGAACAACCACCGCCGCAAGCGACCGCGCGCGCGCCGCUGCGGCGGAGGAGCGUACGCACACGGCCGCGCGGCGUCCCGGGACAGUGUUCGUAGCCCACACUCUGCUCGCACCGCAUCUCACGGCAUGACGUCCAGCGACGGCGGCGGCGGUCUGUCGUGCGGCCAGCGGCAGGACGAUCGCGGCGGCCCGGAUCUGCCGAUAAUAAUGGCCACCGGUUGUCGCAUGCCCAGGUCGCCGUCCCGUGACAAGGAUAUCGCGACGUGCAUCCGGAUGAACGCGGCCGUCACCGCACCGCAGCAGCAGCCGUUCGCCACCACCGCGGUCGUUCUCAACCGUGUGUCCGGUUCGUUCCCGGAAGCGUUUUUCAAAAGAAUGUCUCAGGACAUCACGAACUCGGCGUGGUUCGAGGAGGAGAACGAUUUGAUCAAGAGUUGCGGUGCACUGCAGUCCGCGCUCGGGCUGUCCAAGAGCUUCAGCACCAGUGACAUAGCGGACGUUACAAACUUGGACUCGGACAACGAGGACAUCCGCUUGCCGCACAGCGCGUCCGAGCUGGCCAUCAACAAGUUGCGCAUCAACUCGGACGUGCUGCUGAUGGCCACGACCAUGCAGGGCAGAUUAGGCAACACGUCGCGGUCGUUGUCCACGUGCGUGGUGGUUGGCGACAUGGCGUCCACGUCGCAGCUUCCGUCGCCCAACCGGUACUCCAGUUCACAGCAGAAUAGCAGCGGCGGCCCAUCCUCGUUCAAUCCGACCGAUCUCGUGAGAUCCGUCAACAAAAAGGUACGACAAAAUUACAUUCAACGACGUCUGUUGGUCACUUACAAGACAUUGGAGCGUUUGUCGCUUAGUGAGUUCAAUCUGAACAAGACUGGAGGCGGCGGUGGCAUCGGCGGACAGGACCAGCAACCGUCGACCGGCACCGUGGGCUCGAGUAAAUACCUGUGCGUGCCGAAAUCCGGCAGGACCUUGUGUCCGGACGACAUCGCCGUGUGCACGGACACUAUAAGACGGUACCAGCCGAAAGCCUUCACUCGAUACGACAGGAACAUGUUCAUAGUCAACUGGCUGGACAAUAUCGACCCGCAGAACACUGCCACGGAAGACUAAAAAAAAGCAUCGUCGCGAUAUAAACAUUUUACACGCGCAAAAACAAAUAUCCCUUACCCAUCAUAAUAGUAUUUACGAAUAAGGUCUUAUUCACCGUUCAAUGCAAAUUACGCGAACGUAUACGUAUGUGUAUCGUGUGCAAUUGGAUUACUUUCAUAAAUUAAGUUAAAACCGUCGUAGCGCUAAUUACAUAUAAACCUAUUUACAACCACAAUUUUUUUGUGUACUAUACUGAAUGCUUGAAUUGAAGUGGGUGGAACAUAUUUUUGAAUUUUAUUAGAGUAUCCCUAUAAAUCAUUAUUGUCGUUGGAACGAAAGGAUCUGUUUUUUAAUGAUACAUGUUUUUUAACAUGAACAUAUCCCCAUUUCGCAUGAACAUUGUCUUAUGUAGAUUUGUGUUCGAUUAAAAAUUGUAAAUUCUAAUUCAACCCGAGGAUUUAUUUGAUCAAUGUUUCUACGAUAAGUUACAGUAAUAUU